AUGGAUACCGCAGUUUCAGUCCAAGCAACCAACAAUCCCCCACACCGGCAUGUGUUCACAGCCGCGCUCAUAUUCGAAAUCGGCUUCGGCCUUAUAGCCAUAUGCCUGACCCUGUCCUUCAUCGGCUGGGUCACUAUCAAGAUCUGCACGAUCCGCGCAAAGCGCAAGAAGCUGUCAGAUCCUGAAGCGGCGACAGCCGCGGGAAAGCCGCGGAGCCGCGGGGGUGAAUCCUCUGUUGAUGAUGAUGAUGAUGAUGACUUUGUGUUCCACUCGCCUUCGCCAACACCGAAGCUCAGCAGGUCUGCGACUUGGGUCAGGCUGGGUAAGGAGGAGAUUCCAUCGCUGCUGGAACUGAAUGAGCUUAAGCGGAGUAAUACGGUGAAGCUGAAGCCGGCUCGCCCGGUUCAGCAUCCUCCUCUGCCGAGAAGAAACUCGAAUUAACGAGCAUGAUGCUUGAGUGCAUCAUUGCAGAAACUAGAUGUUAGGAAGCAGCCUCGGGACAUGGAUACGGGAGCUGCAUCAGCUCCCGUAUCCAUCGGGAGACA
This is a messenger RNA of Aplosporella prunicola CBS 121167, 545 nucleotides long. RefSeq lists its product as uncharacterized. Bases 1 to 441 code for a protein of 146 amino acids. Lineage: Eukaryota; Fungi; Ascomycota; Dothideomycetes; Botryosphaeriales; Aplosporellaceae. The transcript has a single exon. The record is from RefSeq and is a predicted model, not a curated record.